Eufriesea mexicana is the source of this 10071-nucleotide messenger RNA. Its product is annotated as mucin-17. The coding region runs from base 1 to 10071 and encodes 3356 amino acids. NCBI's taxonomy places the organism in Eukaryota, Metazoa, Arthropoda, Insecta, Hymenoptera, Apidae. The transcript has 17 exons. The record is from RefSeq and is a predicted model, not a curated record.
AUGCUUCCGGCGUUUAUCGAGGAUCAUAAGACUACAAAUCGCGGUAGCUUGAGGUUCAACCCCAAGUCCCUUGAAGAAGCAACCACUGCGUCCCCACUCCUAACGAGAUUCAAAACGACACGUGGCAGGUCAGCGCAAUCGAAGAGGUUGAGCUUCGACAAACCUAACGAUGCUUCGACCUUAACCUCUAUAAUCGACUCGGUUUCGAGCUUCGACUCGAGCAAAGAGUCGAACCUGAGAACGACCAGGACCACCGAACGAGGAAGCUUGUUCAACGUCAGGAACGACUCUAGAAGAUCCACAUCGGAGAAAAAGCCCGAGGAGCCUAAGAAAGACCUAGACUCAACGGUCAACAGAAGAAACGGGAAGAGAUAUUUCUCCGAGACCAACGAAGGACCAAACCCGAAAGGCAAUGGCCAGAAAGUCUCCCUUGGAACGUCUAAAGGGUUCGCUCGAAGAUCGUUCAAUGGAAGAGCCAGUGUCACUGAAAGACUGGACAACAAAGGGCCAUCCGUGUUCCUGGCUACCACGGAAUCUUCGAGGUCCAGAACUGGAAGGAAGAUUCAAACGACCUACUCCAUGAAAGACCUGAAGACGCAGAUACCUAAUUCCAGAAGAUACACCAAGAAGUUCGAAGACUUGGAAACGACUACAGUUUCGUUCAGAAGAGAUGGCAGAGGUAGAUCAACGACAGAGAAGACUGAGAGGAGCACCAGGUCUGGUAGAUCAAAGAUUGCGAAUAGAGAGAACAAUUAUAUCACUCGGAGAGGUCCGGAUCCUCUUUUGACAGAGUCUGAGAGCGUUAGGGUCGACAUCCCUUUCGAGGUUGGUAGCACGGAAACACCGUUUCCUGACGCAACCACUGCGUUUACUACGGUUGCGCAGAGGAGAUCAGACUCCAAAGAGUCGAUCAGGUCUAGUACAAGAACGGGAUCUGAAAGACCGAAGAAUCGUGGACGAGUGAGCGACUCUGAGGCUGCUGGGUCGUCCAAGUCUGGUGCUCGAAGAGGAUCUUCCAAGUUCAGCGAUUCGACGACCACUGAGCCAGAUGAGCAGAUAGUUAGUUCGAGGAAAAACGCGUUUCCCAGGGAUCGCUCGAGAGGUGCAGAUGUCAGGAAGAAUUCCGUGAUCGAGUCCAGAUCGAGGUCUAGGGGCAGAAAUUUGGAGAACAACGUGAAGCCUGUUCCGAGUGGCAACUUGGAGCGAGAUGCGAAACGCAAGGUGGCUGGAGAGAGGAAUUCUUCGGAGAGGAGGUCGAGAAUUCUUGAUGCUAACUUCAGAUCUGCCGAAAUUCGUGGACAGGACGCUCAGGACUUGCGCGGAAGGUCGAGGAAUAGGCCGAAAUUGGAAGCUACCACGCCUGUUAUAACGGAUGUUACCUCAACUGUUGCGCCAGAUACAACAGUCUCCAACGACGUAACAACUACCGAGUCUGAGGCCACGAAUACGACAAUAAAACCAACUACCCCAGCACCAACCACUUCAAGUCCAAGAACAACGACGAGACCAGCCUCGACUUACACCUCGACUUCCACCUCGACAACCGAAUCACCAAGUCGAGGAAGAGGAAGAGGUAGAGGCAGUCAAGGAAGAAAACAGAAGGAAGACUUCUUCAAUCAUGGACUAGGCUUCAGGGGUCGUAAGCCUUCGCCAGAAGGAUCAUCCAACGUAUCCGACUCCAGAAGAUUUAGCCCUUCUAAAAACGAUUCGUACGGAAACCCGGGCUGGACCCUCAGAAGGCGGCCAGCUCAUGUGAAUAACUUUGAGAGAACUGAGAACACGUCGAGGACCGUCGUACCCUCGCCGAGGGAUCAGACAAACGAGGUGAUACCUCCGAACGAGCAAUCGACCAGCACCGAGGCUUCAACGACAACCGAAAGUUCCACGUCCACCACGAGAAAGGGAUUCAAGAAGCCUCAGCUGAAUGUAGAGACUUCCACGGUAGCUGGAGUCACCACCAAGAGCAGCAGAAGGGGCAACAAAACCUUUGGAUUCGGCAAGGGGUCCGGGGAGUAUGAAGAAAGCGAUAAUUAUCCGCCCGAGUUUAAGGCGAGGCUGAACCAGCUGAAGAAUAUCAACACGAAAAUACCAGCUCCAAAUACCACCUCUAGAUCGCCAUUGGAGGAACGACGGAAGAGUAUCUAUGGCCGGCGCUCGAGGAACAACUCGAGGGCGUUCGAGCUUCACGACCUUGAAACCUCAGCUUCAGGGAAUGUAAUGACGGACGAAAAUUUAGUCGUGAAUCCCUUAACGUUGAUAAAUGGCACAGGAUUGCGACGCGUUAAAAAGUCGUCGGCCGCUUUGUUCGCUGAAAGAUCGAGGAUGAAGCUGGAACUGGCUAGGAGGUUAGUGAAGCCAGAGUUGAACAUCGAGGAGAAUGAUCUCGACGCAACCACGGCCUCCUCUUUCAGCAAACCGAAGCCAAACGGCGUACCGAUGGUCAAUGAGACGAGCAAGGUAGCCAAGUACCCUAAGCCCGCCGCGACGGGGCGCAGGUCCCCCACGUCCGUAGAAAAUUCGCGGGACGAGGUGAGCGCGAAAGCCUCGAAGCUAGCUGGAUCGAGGAAGGGCCUCGAGGACUCUUCUAAGGUUACCGGCAGACCGUACAGUUUAAAGAAAGAACGGAUCAUAGCGGAGCGAAUGGUCACUUCUAUCUCGAUCGAAAAGAAAGCCACCGUGGAAGAUACCACCAGACCGUACGUAUUAUCCACCAACCAGCCCGUGAUACGUUCCGUGGAAGAUGGAUCGGUGGGGACCAUCGACUCCACUAGAAUUCGCGUGGCAAAUGGCUGUGGGGGGAAAAAGUCGAAGGAAGAGGACUCGACGUGGAAACAUGCCAAGGUUUCGCUCUACUCUACCCGCUCCGUCGAAAACAGCGAUCCCGUCACUACCGUCAAACCUAAGAUACCCUGUUCCUAUCAGUCGCACAAUAGCAAAUCGCAAGACCAGUCUACGACGAUCGAACAGACUUCGACGACAUCGGUGCCUAAGAAGUCUUACACCUCCACGCAAAGGAAGCAGCAAACUUCCCAGGAAGAGGGAUUUGGAAAGAAAUCAAAGUUCAGUAGCAGCGCCACCAAGCCCACCUUUAGACCCCGGUAUAGCAAGCGAACCAAGCAGAAGUCCGUCGACGAGAAAACCAUAGAUUACCAAGUUACGGUCACGAUGAAAGUACCGAUGGCUACUAGCAGAUAUUCUAGGAAAAAAUCCGCAGUGAAUGCUGCCGAUGAGAAGUCGAAAUCGGCCACGUCACAGGGACCACCUACGCAGACCAGGAAGGCCGAGUUCAGACCUAGAACCGCGACCUAUCGAAGGCACUCGGAGGUUCCGACGACGUUGGUGGAAUCUUCCACCAGAGUCGACGGCGCUGGAGUCGCCAUCACGCCCAGAUCGUCAAAGUACCACGCCACUAUGAAGACCACCACGGUAUCCCCUCGAUCGGUAGCGCAGGAACCACAGGUAAACCUAAGGAUUGCUAACGAGUCGACGCCAGAGACACCAGGGAUUACCGGCAGCAGCAAUGGCGACAGCGGUAACACGAAUAUCUUCAAUCCUACCAGAAGCACGUUCCUCAGUGGGAAUAGCACACUGUUGGAGCAACUGAGGAGCACCGUCGCACCCCUGUUGAGCUCCCUUGGUAACAAGACACCUGUGUUCUCCGGAGCUUACAGCAAUGUCAACACUGCGAAUUCGCCUCCCAGAAUCACCCCUAAUGGACAACCACCCCGCUUUAGUGCGAGAUACAAAGGAGCGGAAUUGUUUAUCAGAAAGCAAAAUAAUAUUUACCAGCCCACUGUGCCAUCGAUCACUAGUUCUUCAACUACACCAGUUACACCCGUAGAGAACUCUGGCUUGCCACCACCGAUCGAUGUCUCGAGUCCUGGAGAACCAAGAUUUUUGACCCUUUAUCAGGCAUUGGAGUCAGUCAGCGUGAGGAAUGAACAGUUACAGGGAAACGCGAGCAUGCAGCGUGAAGAGCAAGUUGGCAUGGUUCCCCAGGUAGACUCUAACGCCGCUGUCGCUAACGGCAUCGGCGAUAAUGCUAACAAUGACACCACAAGCCCCACUGUAGCGACCUCCAGCCCACAGACCCCAGACACCACCGCGAACACUAUUCAGGACAGCACACAGACCCCGAGAUUACCCGAGGACACGGAGAACUCCACCCCCGCGGUUACCACAGGAGCCCCUUCUGAAACCCCUUCGACGACUGAACCGGUUUUCACGAGCACAGAACCGUCCUCUAGUACCGAACAAGCCUCCACCAGCACCGAAUCGCUCGCCGAUAACGAGCAAGUUUCCACGAGUACAGUUUCAUCCUCCACCACCGAACAGAUUUCCACAAAUGCCGACACGAUGCCCGUGACAGAACAGACUACCACGGAGUCGCCCUCGAGGACUACAGAGGCAACCACGAUGAACGUCGGAGGGGCAGUGGACUCUCGACUAUCUGCACAGGUUGAUAACAGCACGACGAAUCAAGAACUCGUAAGUUCCACGACGGAUGCUCCCAUGACUACGAGUUCUGCACCUGAAGUUAGCAGUACAGAGCUGGAUGAGAGCACCAGUACCACUGUUGCGAGUACCGAAGCGCAAAACACGGAAGCUCAGAGACUAGUCAGCGAGGCUAACGUUACGUCCAGGGUAGACGUUUCGGAGAAUACGAUAGAGACGACUACUGCUUCGAUGAUGGUCACCACCACGCAAGUCACCACGUCCGAAAAUCCCGAGACCAAUACUAUACCGUUGUCUGAGACGACUGUGACUCAGACGGUAGAGGUUAGCUCUACUACCGAGACCCCGACAACCGAAGCAGAAUCGAGUAAUAUGAUCGAUGUAGAGACUACCACGGCGAUACCUACGUCCACGACUCGAAACAGGCUGAUAGAUUUCGCGCAGGAUAUUCUGUCCCGAUUGCAAGCGUCCAUGUCCACAUCCACGGUGCCCACUCAAGAUUCCACGACCACGAUAUCUCCCGCGACUGAAAUAUCCAACGUGAUACCAGAUUCGAGUAGUAAUAGUAGUGUGGAGUCUUUAUCGCAGUUGAGGAGUGAAACGACGACUGUUCAAGGAGAGUCGACUACUCUGUCGUCAGUCAUGACGGAGCAGUCGAGUUUAAGAACGGCUGAAGAAGUAACUACCCAGAGCGCAGUAGGUUCAAUCAGUACUCCGUCACCCACAAUGGUACCCACUCCAGGAGCCAACACGCAGGACGAAAUAAAUGCAUUCACAAUCACGACACCAGCAACAAUGACAACAGUAACAAGCACACAAGACUCUCAGACAGUUUCGAGCACAGAUUCGACCACUGUAGGCGAUUCGAACGGUUCUUCGACGCCCUUAGACGUUGAAGUAACCUCUGCGUCCACGACCACAUCCACCAAUGACACUUUACUAACAGAGUUAAUGUCCAUUGCUAAGACACUCUUUACGGAAGGGAUAAACGAUACCCAACAAGAGACGCCAGGUCAAAAUUCGAACGUCACGGCUAGAUUAGGGAACUUAAUGGCAAACGAGAUAGACCGACCGAGUUUAUCGAGCGACGUACUCAGUACGACAGAAACUGCAGAGUCAUCGUCUAUUCCCCCAGAUGUCACGACUGAAAGCGUAGAGUCAUCGUCGACCACUAUAGCUAUGUCAGAGUCUUCUACUUUCUCGAUUGAUCCUUCUCAGAACGAGCUGAACUCCACAGACCCUACAACGACCGUAUCUUCUGAAAGUACGACAGACACACCGACAACAACCCCUCAGAGUAACGCGGCAGACGGUGAAGUAGAAAGCGUACAGACGACCGAGUCUACGUCGGUAGGACCCCUAGCCGAGAUCAUAGAGUCGACAACCUCCUCGUUCAUGACAGAAACCGGGUCAGAAGUCACCCUGUCGAACAGAGGUCCUGACACCACGACUCAGACACAGACAAUCAUCAGUACAACACAAAGCUCAGACACGACAGUCACACCUACCACGAAUUUUGAACUAACUACUAACACGUCCGAUUUGUCUUUGUCUAAUCUUAUCGCGACGACCAAUCCUACAACGGCUUCCGAACCAGGCACAGAGAGUGUCACUGAGCCCGCGGGAACCAGUAUACCAUUAACCAGUACUACAACUGUAACCUCACAGCUUGUGACAGAUACCACCACUAAUCAAUCCGAAGUAACCACCGUAACCCCAGAAACUACACCCUCCUCUGUAAAUACAAUCACGCCAUCUACAUCCCCAGAAACGAACACAGAGCAAACCACCAUGACGCCUACCGUAGCAUUGGUUCAACGUGUAAAUGACGUAGAUGUGGAAACUAACCCAACCACAGAGCUCACGACUCAGUUGGCAUCCUUGACCACAGACACCUCUGGUAACGAAAUCCUCGAAGCCACCACGCCAUCAGUUGCAACCACUGCGCCGCUGGAUGUUAGUUCCAUGGAUGACACAGGGGUCACUACUAACCAGUCCCCUCUAACAUCGAGUACAAUGUCCGCCAUGGAAACCACUACUAAUCCGCCCAGCGAAACAGCAAAUUUCCCCCAAACAACCCCGACCCUCGAAAACGAAACUCCAACUGUUGUUGCCCGUUUCCAGGAUUCGACAUCAGCAACCGCCCAAGGGACGGCAGGUUCAGGAAUCGGCCAAACGACCGAGAUCAGUACCAUGAUCCCAGAUUCUUCGACCACUCCGUCAUCAACUCCAGAAUCCUCUACCUCAUCGCCUCCCGAGUCCUCUCUCAUCAGAACCACUUCAUCCUCGGUCGAGACGACGACGACGGCGACGAUGACGACUGAGACGACGACGUCGACGAGUACAGGUACAUCGACUCCUCAGACGACGAGAAUGGACGUCGUCACGGUCACUCCGAUGACAGAGACCACGACGCCAGUCGAUAUAGCUGAGAAUCUCGUGUCUACCGAAGCUGGGACCAAGGUUUCGUCAGAAAGUACCACUGUGCCCACGAGUUCCGAUCAAGCUUCCACGAACGAUCCCACGAGCACCACUCCUGCGAACACUGCCAUGCAAAUGACCACUGUGCAAACUACACCAGGAGUGACCGUGUCUACAACCACGAGCUUUCCUACUAGACCUCUGGAUCCCACGACACCCUACGUGGGUCGAUUCGGUGGCAGCAGACUGACACCUGCACCACGCUUCAGCCUCAGCUCCACUACCAAAGGUCCGCUACGAGACUACCUGGUGUACGGUAUCUAUCCGAACAAAACGAUCGUGAGAAAGCGGCCAGAGGAUAACCUGAUAGAUGCUAGGAACGUGGACAGCCCGUACGUGAUAUUCGGUAUCUUCCCGGACGGCAAGCUGGUCCGGAAAUUCCCGAAUGGAACGAUAAUACCGGAUCCACCUAGGAGCCCCGUCGAGGUUGUGUUCUCACUUAGCACUUCCACUACCACUAACAGGCCACCACCCAGACCGUAUUAUAACCAGGCUAACCAAGGCACUUACAAUCAGUAUCAAGGCCCGGUGUACAGUAAUAACGGUAGACCUGUCGCUGAACCGAUGAGAAACGUCCAAAGUCCCGGCACCGUUGAUCUUGGCCUUACUGGUAACGCGAUCGUCGGCCCCAAUGGAGGUGGACCCGAUAAUACGGGGCCACUUGGUACCCCUGCUAGCGUCCCGAGCACCAACGAAAUGAGCAAUGCCCUGCUGAAUACGCAAAUGGGGACAACGUCGGUGACGCCGAUAGUAAGUACCGGUCGACCGCCGACCGAUUCGCAGGGCGGUCGUAUCGUCCAAGAUCGAGAGAGGGACGAGGCCACCAGGACGAAAGAGGCCGGAGGUCAACGCAGCUCCGUGUACAUCGGACAGGACAAGUUCGUCAAUUAUUGGACCGAUGGGGCUUCCACCUCUAACCCACGCGUUCUCAGUGUGAAUAUAAACUCAGUAGCUAGUGCUGCAAAUGAUGGACCAUCAACGUCCAUACCAUCGUUUGAAAAUCUACUGAAUAAUCAGCCACGAGGUCAAGUCACAGCUCCGCCUGGGUUCCCAUGGAGAGAUCCUUUAGACCAAAUCUUUGGUAUUACUACCUCCUCGCCAGUAAUCUCAGCGUCAGUGGCAUCAAACACUUUGGACGAUUCAUCCGAACCAAACGGUCCAGUGUUGGCACGCCCGAUCAAUCCAUUUGUCGAGGUUUUCACACCAUUUUCCAGCGUGAUUGGUGUUCCAAGAGGCAACGUUGGGACCGUUCCUCCACCGCCAUCAUCAACAACUCCUGCGUCCACAACUACCAACAAUACUCCUGCACCUACUACUACCAUUACAACCGGACCAACGACAACAACCACAACCACAAUGGCACCAACUACGAUCACAACCAUAACCACGAUGGCACCGACUACAACGACCACAACCACAAUGGCACCAACGACAACAACUACAACUACCGUUACAACCACAAUGGCCCCAACGACUACUACAAUGACAGCACCUACUACCACUACACAGGCUACAACUGCUCAAAGAGCGAAUAUUGUAUCCCAAGUAGGAGCUGAUUCCGGAACAUCUGCGUCUCAGAAAAAUUCGUUUAAUUUACCAAAGAAUUUGUUGCACCCGCAACAGCAAAAUGCUUUUGGUACUACGUUUGAUGACUUGGCUUUUUUAAAUUCAUUAUUGCAGAGUAAUUCGAGGAGUACCACUCCGAAGACACUCACGCACGUUGAACAACUUUUGGCAAAUAAGAUCCUGGCACUAGCGUUGAAGAAUGCAGGACCAACUCGAGCUCCAAAGGCUAUCGACAUCAACAGCGUUUCGUCAAAUUCGAUAUUCGGGUCGGCAACAAAGUCUCCAUCAGAGCCAAUAGUGAUCGACUUGAGUCCAUCGUCGACAGUCUCAUCGGUAACGUGGGCCUCAUUGGACACACAGCAGCCGACUAGUCAAAGACCGAUCGUUAACUCGACACCUGAACGAGUAACCUGGAAACCAGUAAGGUCCACCACGACCAAGAAAGAUAUCGAGAUAAACACGAUUUUCCCGUCGACUGCGAUUAAAUCAUCUCUGAUAAGCACCACCAAAGCUCCUGUAACCGUGAAGGCUAAACCAGCGACCACUCCACGUGUAACAACCACGAGUCCAGCGCCGUUUGGCUUCGCUGGAUUACUCUGGCAGACUCUUCUUGGUGGAAGUAUGUUCGGACCGUUGACCACUCCUAAGCCUGUGAAAGCUAAACUGAUAAAGACCACACAGAAAUCGGUGAAUAUUACGCCGAAACCGAUCCAAAGCACGCAGAAACCGACCCAAAGCACGCAGAAACCGACAACAACGACGGUUCCUUCGACCACGACUAUGAAAACUGUGGACAUCUCAAAGAUUCACGUGAAUACUCUGAAUUCGAUUGUAAAGGACACGGUGUCCUCGACUAAGCUGCCUUUAUUGAAUAAUCCGAACACAAGGUUGCCUAAUAUGGUGUCCACGUAUACGUCCACGUAUUCUCCUGAAGAGGAUGCGAAAUUCUUGGUUGAGCUGCUGCGUGCUGUUGAACAGGAUAACAAAGUUAGUGACUCGAGAAAAGCACCAGGAUUAUAUCAGGACGACGAAUCCUUCUUAAAAGCGAUUUUAAGCGGACGAGCUUACACAACAACAACAACUCCACCACCAACAACGGAAAUCAGUAAUGCUGCUUUGUUAGCGGCACUGCUGAAGGCUCGAGGGAUAGAACCAUCAACGCCACCCACUAAUAUCAGACAGCAGUUGCUGUCAGCGAGCCUCGGGCAGAGCGUCACCUCUGCUCCGGCCAGCGAGGCUACGAUAAUUACGACAAGGCCUGUACCGACUGCGAGCCGAACUACGAAUAGGGCGAAGAAGACGGUGACACCGAGACCAACCUCGGGACCAAGGAUACGCAGCACGACGUGGUCGCCGAGCUCGACUUAUCCGCCACCUCUGUUCAGCUCCUUCUCCAGUUACGAUUCCUCGGCGCAGUCAGCCAGUGGCGAUAAUUCUGGAAAUAGCGCGCUGUUCGGUGCUACUAGAGCGUUCAGUCAGUUUCUCGGAGCCGCGAUAAGCGGAGCUGCUCAACAAUUGCAAUCGUUGGUCAGAAACGGCACCAAAAUCGUGUCCGAUGUGGUGGGAUAA